AUGUUUAAGUGCAACGCUGUCAAGCGAUCGCAGCGCCACAACCACGAGCUCACGAAAUUGCAUUCAGUACUCUCGAACGUAAAAGUUAUGGAUGAAAGUCAAAUAUAUACAGAAAUUCCAUUGUCGUUGGUAACAAGACGUUUACAUCGUCCUCAAUUCGAUAUAGAAUCCGACUAUCAUCCGACGGCCAUAUAUCAAGAAUCUCAAACUCACGUCAGUUGCCUUUAUCCAGAAAUAUUAGCUUUGAUAUUCAGUUAUUUAGACGUUAGAGAUAAGGGAAGGGCAGCUCAAGUAUGCGUUGCGUGGAGAGAUGCCGCUUAUCACAAAUCCGUUUGGCGGGGAGUCGAAGCCAAACUUCAUUUGAGACGUGCCAAUCCAUCGCUUUUUUCUUCUCUCGUACGAAGAGGGAUACGUAGAGUUCAAGUCCUUUCGUUGAAAAGAAGUUUGCGAGAUGUUGUUCAGGGUAUACCCAAUUUGGAUUCAUUAAACCUGAGCGGUUGUUAUAACGUUACGGACAUCGGUCUCUCUCAUGCUUUCGUGACGACGUUGCCCACCCUCACGGAACUGAAUUUAUCCUUGUGUAAACAAGUAACCGAUACGAGUUUAGGAAGGAUCGCUCAAUAUUUAACUAAUUUAGAAGUUUUAGAAUUGGGGGGAUGUUGUAACGUAACAAAUACCGGCCUUUUACUCGUCGGUUGGGGACUUAAAAAACUCAAACGUUUAAAUCUCCGAUCGUGCUGGCACAUAAGCGACCAAGGUAUUAGUCACCUGGCGGGACCCAAUCCCGACGUUGGAGACGGAAAUCCCGCUUUGGAAUAUUUAGGAUUACAAGACUGCCAAAGGUUGUCGGAUGAAGCUCUUCGUCACGUAUCCGUUGGACUCACCGGACUCAAAAGUAUAAACCUGAGCUUUUGCGUGAGCAUAACGGACAGCGGACUCAAAUACCUUGCCAAAAUGACGUCUCUCAGAGAAUUAAAUUUAAGGGCUUGCGACAACAUAUCCGACUUGGGAAUGGCGUAUCUCGCCGAAGGCGGUUCCCGGAUCUCAUCUUUAGACGUGUCAUUCUGUGAUAAAAUCGGAGAUCAAGCUCUUUUACACGUAUCACAGGGAUUAUUUCAUUUGAAAAGUUUAUCAUUAAACGCUUGCAACAUAUCCGACGACGGAAUAGUCCGCAUAGCAAUCACCCUACACGAUUUGGAAACUUUAAACAUCGGGCAGUGUUGGAAGAUAACCGACAGAGGAGUGCACACGAUAGUGGAUUCUUUAAAACAUUUGAGAUGCAUUGAUUUAUACGGUUGUUCGAAAAUCACUACCGUUGGACUGGAAAGAAUCAUGAAGUUACCACAAUUGACUACCUUGAAUCUUGGAUUGUGGCACGUCAGAUGA
Messenger RNA from Pediculus humanus corporis (human body louse), 1386 nucleotides. RefSeq names its product fbxl14, putative. Gene Ontology annotation, molecular function: protein binding. Gene Ontology annotation, cellular component: SCF ubiquitin ligase complex. The coding region runs from base 1 to 1386 and encodes 461 amino acids. Lineage: Eukaryota; Metazoa; Arthropoda; Insecta; Psocodea; Pediculidae. Gene Ontology annotation, biological process: SCF-dependent proteasomal ubiquitin-dependent protein catabolic process. The record is from RefSeq and is a predicted model, not a curated record. The transcript is spliced from 2 exons.